This is a messenger RNA of Menidia menidia (Atlantic silverside), 3741 nucleotides long. Lineage: Eukaryota; Metazoa; Chordata; Actinopteri; Atheriniformes; Atherinopsidae. The record is from the annotation of a GenBank genome assembly.
GAGGGAGAGAGGGAGGGAGGGAGGGAGAGAGGGAGGGAUGCAGGGAUGCAAGGAGAGAGGAGGGGGCACGACCCAUCGAUAAUGUAACGUGAAGGGUGGUGUUGGGGUCUAAUAAUAACUCAAUGGGGGAAGCAUAACUGUGGAUUUAAUGCAUAUGAGAAACAAAAGGGAACAAAAGAAAUUCGUGAAAGGUCGGCUUUGCUAAAUGUUUCCUAUGAAUUGGGUUAGUAGAUUUGUUUCUAUUAAAGGGUUAAUGGAGUUACCACGGUGAGUGUAAAUGGGCUCUUGUUAUGGUGAUGUAAACAGUGUUGACAAAUUCAGAUUAUCUACCUUUGAUGAUGUUGUGCAAUGUUAAACUCGUUGUUUUUUCUAAUUGAUUAAAUACGAAUGGUUAUAGGUUGCAUUGUUGUUGUUGCUGUUAAUGUUAUUGCUAUUGUUGACGUUUUUUUAAUAGAUGUGGUGAUAGCCUGCGUCAACAAAAGCUGCUAUGCGUGCCAUCAUUUUCAGACAAGCAUUGUGUUAUUCGGGCCGAAGAGGCAGUGUGGUGGUGAAACGAAACUGCAGCACAGACGGAAGUUCAUGUUCACUCGUCAACAUUGAUGCAGAGAGUUCGCCGUCUUGCCCUGCGCGUAGUCACAUUUGUUCUUCUUCCCUGGAAGACAGCACCACCUACUGGUGAUAAAGUGUAGUAUAUCUACACGCACAGCCGGACCAAUGACUAUGUUACAUUCACAGACACCUGGAAACUCGGAAUUUCUGAUUUCCAAAUGGGAACGAUUACAUUUAAAAAACGUCACAAGAAGUAAGAAGUUCUUUUUAGUUACUCCUUUUCUAGCUGAACAACAGAUUGUUUCCUCUUCUUCUUUGUGUGAUUUUUUAAAGCACCAGCCACAGUUUCACUGCUUAGCUUUGCAGUUUAUUUUAUUUAUAUUCCACCUUUAUUUUUUAGGCAUAUAAGGGACUUAAUAAAACACCUGAGAUUACCACAGUUCAGGACAGGAUAUUUCAAUUUUCCCCAGAUGAGACAGAAAAUGUAGAUUCAGGGCACCCUGGAGGCUAAGGGGCCCUAGGCAUUCACCUUAUUCGCCUAUAGCAAGAAACGGCGUAAAUAAUAAAUAUUUAAACCACUGGACACACUGCAUCAAUAAAAGGCUUCAAGCGUAUUUGGUCUCACGGGAUUUUACCAGUGAAGAACAGAUCAGUGAAAUGAACUACAGUUACCAAUAGCCCUUGCGGCUCUGCUGUCUGUUCCAAAAACAAUAUGAAAAACCCUCUCGUAGGUUGGGGAGAAAAAUGAGAUUUUUGAAAAAACAUAAAUCUUGUGAAACUAUGUGUAUAUCAUAACAACAAUGAACAACAAAGGAAAAAAAAAAAACUAAUAACAAAUAGAUGUUCGAGUCCUCGCGGGACUUUACAUUUCCGGAAGUCAGAGCUACAUGAGAUAGAACUGUCCGAGGUCCUGACACCGUGAGUUAUACUUUUCUCACUCUAGACUACAUAUUUGCAUAUUUGUUAUAUGUUUUAACUUGACUGUAAAAUAAAUUUGUUGUGUGUAUAAACGACUUAUUUUAGCCUGAAAAACGUUGCAGUGAGCGCGUUAGAGUGAGACAUUAUGACGUUAUGGUAGAUCUGCUGAACUAAAGUAGAUGUGUUUUGCUUUUUCUAUUCUUGUAUUUCAUACAAACAGUAAUACAGCAGCCUAUCAUCUAAAACACCAAACCUAUUGAUUUACUCUAACAUUGCAUUGCAAAUUUGUAUUGUCUUAGGUAGAUUUUGGCAGUAUGGAUAGCCAACCAGACCCGACAGCCUGUGUGACCACCACCCAAAGCUCCAGCAGUUUCCAACCGAGCAAUGCACCCAGUAACGAUGCUCAAGAACUCAAUGGGGUCCCAGAGCGGCGGACGUUGCUACGGGUGUCCGAGUCCCACGGACUGCAGCUGUUGGGUGUGCUGAAGUCUUUCAGGGAGCAAGGGUUGCUGUUUGACUUCACCGUCAAUGUCCAGGAGCACAGUUUCCCCUGUCAUCGCUGUGUACUUGCAGCAUGCAGUGAUUUCUUUAGGGCCAUGUUUGCGGUGGACAUGCGAGAGAGUGAGGAUGGUAUGGUGACAUUGGGUAAUCAGUGUCCAGUGGCAGUGGGUUCUUUCAUAGAUUUUGCCUACACUGGAGAGGUUCUCAUCACUGAAAGCAACGUGGACAUGUUGUUCCAGCUUGCCUCUUUCCUGCAGGUGUCUGUCCUUUCCAGGGCAUGCAGUGACUUCCUAAUCGGAACCAUGGAUCUUUCUAACUGCCUCUCCCUCUUGUCCCUGGCUGAAGCAUACGGUUCAGCCUCUCUCCUUCACAGCGCCAAUGACUUUGUGGUUCAAAACUUUUCUGAUCUUUCCCAGACCCAGGAAUUCUUGGACAUGCAGGUAAAUGUCUUAGAGGCCUGCUUAAGAUCAGAUGCCCUGAAUGUGCCCAGUGAGGAGGCAGUUGUGACGUCCCUUCUAAGAUGGAUUCGCAACAAACUACCAGACAGGCAGAAGCUGCUGCCUGGACUAUUGUCUCUAUCCAGACUGCACCACUUGCCUGCACCUGUGCUAAAGACUCUGCGCAAUUCAGACUCUCUCCUCUGCAGUGACGAGUCCUGUCUUGCAUUGCUGUCAGAUGCCCAGAGCAGACAAGCUCAGUACUAUGGCCUGCUCAUGGAUGCCAGGCCUGCCACAACUCAAAGCUACAUCUACAUUCUCAAGACAGAGGAGAAUGGUGAAAUCCGCCACACCUUCUGCUACUGCUUGGAAAAAGACCAGUGGAAGGAACUGGGAACCGAACGUGAAGAGAAUAGAGCGUCAGUCCCAGAUCUACCAGGGGCUUACCUCACCAGCUAUGGAGAGAAGAUGUUUGUAACAGGUGGUUGCCAGGGGAACUGUUGCCGGGCAAUUCGACUCCACGUGGCAGAACCCUACCAUAAUGCUACUGAUGAGGUCUGGUGUUUCUGUCCUGUGACCCUGACCUGCACUGCUGCACCCGCUAUGCUGCAGCCCAGAACCAUGCAUGCAGCUGUGACCUGCUUGGACAGAGUAUAUGUCAUUGGGGGACGGACGAACGGACCCAGAGGGGAGGCUCCCAGUCUGCUGGAGGUGGAGUAUUAUAACCCGCUGACUCAGACCUGGUGCUCUGUCAGCCCUCUGCCUGCUGCUAUCUUUUACCCAGAGGCCAGUGCCUGUGGCAAUGUGAUCUAUACACUGGGGUCGGAGGUGGAGAUCACAGACUCCUUUAAUCCUUCACUCGACUGCUUCUUCUGUUAUGACGCCCAGCAGGACCAGUGGAGCCGCCUGGUGGCAGAGUUUGGCCAGUUUUUCCAUGCUACACUUGUCAAAGCUGUGUCAAUCAAUAAUACACUGCACCUCUGUGACCUUUCAACGUAUAAGGUUUACAGCUUUUGCCCCGAGACCUGUGUGUGGAAGGGGGAAGGGUCAUUUGAAUGUGCCGGUUUCAACGCUGGAGCUGUGGGCCUGAGAGACAGAAUCUACAUUCUGGGUGGAGACUACUCGCCUGAUGAGAUCACUGAUGAAGUUCAGGUAUUCCACAGUGGGAGGAGUCAGUGGGAGGAAGUGGCGCCCAUGCCCAGAGCACUCACUGAGUUCCACUGUCAGCUCAUCAGCUUCAAUAGAUACAGAGACCCAUGGGGUGACCCAGAAUGAUACUCACAAGACACACACAUCAGCAAAGCUGCAACUAAACAACUGGUGCAUGCAUGACUCU